ACACUCCCUACAUUCUCUCUCUCUCUCUCUCUCUCUCUCUCUCUCUCACAGAAAGAUAAAAAAGAAAGAAAAACUUCCAUAGCUAAAAUCCAAGAGAGAAGCUUAAAGAAAGCUACUUCAUUUCUAUACAUCAACCAUUUCUUUCUCUUUCUCUUUCUUUUUCUCUUUCUCUUUUAUUAUCUUAUCCUUCCAUCCCUAAUGAGUCUCUUAGAUAUAGAGCAGCAGCAGUAGUCUUUAUUACUUCUUUCUUGUUUUCUUUUGUUUUGUUUGUUCAUAUCCUUCUUCCUAUACAAUAAUUUCCUGUCUUCUUGAUCCUAUAAUACAAAGCCUAAGAAUUAAUAUGGCUUUUUAGGUUCCUUUUUCUUGGUUCUUGUACUUUGUUUGUUUGCGUUGGUUUCUCUCUUGUGAUAAUUGAACUUUCUUUUUUUCUUUUUGGAUAAAUUAUCUUCAUGUUUUCCCAAUUGAAUUCUUUUUCAUUCAUGGGGGUAUCGAAUUCUGAGAUGUUAUUAUCUGAGAAGGAUCUGAGUUCUAUGGAAUUCAAUUUCCUUGUAAGACCCGCAUUAAAAUUUGAAGAUGAGUGUGAUAUUGCACCUUUACAAAUCAGUAGUGAUCCCGACGACCUUCCUGAAGAAGACGAAGAAGAAGAAGUGCAAGAACAUCAAGAAGAUAAAUGCAAGUUGUUGAUUUCCACUUUGAAAAUAAAAUUGCCAUCUUUAGGAGAAUUCAAGAUUCAAGAACAAGAACAAGAACAACAAGAUCUUGAUGAUGGAUGCAAGACUCCUACAUCUUUGAAUCACAAAAUUCCGACGCUUCUUCCAUGUCCACCUGCACCAAGAAAACCUAAAUCCCUUCCAUCAAAUAAAAGAAAAUCCCCGGCUCGUCGAAGAGUUCUUCUUGAUCUAUCCAACGAGAUUGAAUCUUUAUUCCCUCCAGCUCUCCGUGCUGAUCUCGGUGCAAAGAUUAAGAAAGUUAGACAAGAAAAUGACACCAAAUGUGAGGGUACUAAUUAAUCAAAUAUCUAUAUCUAUAUAUAUAUAUUAAUAUAUAUAUCUGUAUCUUUAUUAUAUGAUGUUAAUUAAGUUAUAGUCA
Ricinus communis (castor bean) is the source of this 1089-nucleotide messenger RNA. RefSeq names its product cyclin-dependent protein kinase inhibitor SMR3. The record is from RefSeq and is a predicted model, not a curated record. NCBI's taxonomy places the organism in Eukaryota, Viridiplantae, Streptophyta, Magnoliopsida, Malpighiales, Euphorbiaceae. The transcript has a single exon. Bases 450 to 1010 code for a protein of 186 amino acids. Gene Ontology annotation, biological process: regulation of DNA endoreduplication.